Messenger RNA from Suricata suricatta (meerkat), 3413 nucleotides. It is a transcript of the gene ITPK1, whose product is annotated as inositol-tetrakisphosphate 1-kinase. Gene Ontology annotation, cellular component: cytoplasm. NCBI's taxonomy places the organism in Eukaryota, Metazoa, Chordata, Mammalia, Carnivora, Herpestidae. The record is from RefSeq and is a predicted model, not a curated record. The coding region runs from base 116 to 1501 and encodes 461 amino acids. Gene Ontology annotation, molecular function: inositol-3,4,5,6-tetrakisphosphate 1-kinase activity; magnesium ion binding; inositol-1,3,4-trisphosphate 6-kinase activity. Gene Ontology annotation, biological process: inositol trisphosphate metabolic process. The transcript has 12 exons.
UUCCGCGUCCCCGCCGCCGGAGGAGGUGCCCGCACGCUCGCGGCGCGCGCCGGGCCGCCACACUCGGCCUCUGGGCGAUUUCCUCCGGACCCGAGCUCCCCGCCCGAGGAGGAAGAUGCAGACCUUUCUGAAAGGGAAGAGAGUUGGCUACUGGCUGAGCGAGAAGAAAAUCAAGAAGCUGAAUUUCCAGGCCUUCGCCGAGCUGUGCAGGAAACGAGGGAUAGAAGUUGUGCAGCUGAACCUCAGCCGGCCGAUCGAGGAGCAGGGCCCCCUGGACGUCAUCAUCCACAAGCUGACCGAUGUCAUCCUCGAGGCCGACCAGAACGACAGCCAGUCCCUGGAGCUGGUCCACAGGUUCCAGGAAUACAUCGAUGCACACCCUGAGACCAUUGUCCUGGACCCCCUUCCUGCCAUCAGGACCCUGCUCGACCGCUCCAAGUCCUAUGAACUCAUCCGGAAGAUCGAGGCCUACAUGAAAGAUGACAGGAUCUGCUCGCCACCCUUCAUGGAGCUCACGAGCCUGUGUGGAGACGACACCAUGAGGCUCCUGGAGAAGAAUGGCCUGGCAUUCCCCUUCAUCUGCAAAACCAGAGUGGCUCAUGGCACCAACUCUCAUGAGAUGGCCAUCGUGUUCAACCAGGAGGGUUUGAGUGCCAUCCGGCCGCCCUGUGUGGUCCAGAACUUCAUCAACCACAACGCUGUUCUGUACAAGGUGUUUGUGGUGGGCGAGUCCUACACCGUGGUCCAGAGGCCGUCGCUGAAGAAUUUCUCUGCCGGCACAUCAGGCUCCUCCCCAGGACCGUCUCUCAUGCCCCCCGUCUGGACGGGCUCUGGUCGGAGCGGCGGGAGGACUGUCGGGCACAUCGGGGCGGCAAGGGGCCUGUGCGCCCCACUAGCGGGAAGGACGCCAGACCGUGAGUCCAUCUUCUUCAACAGCCACAACGUGUCAAAGCCGGAGUCUUCAUCGGUACUGACUGCGCUGGACAAGAUCGAGGGCGUGUUCGAGCGGCCGAGUGACGAGGUCAUCCGGGAGCUGUCCCGGGCCCUUCGGCAGGCGCUGGGCGUGUCGCUCUUCGGGAUCGACAUCAUCAUCAACAACCAGACGGGACAGCACGCCGUCAUCGACAUCAACGCCUUCCCAGGCUACGAGGGCGUCAGCGAGUUCUUCACAGACCUCCUGAACCAUGUGGCCACCGUCCUGCAGGGCCAGAGCACGGCCGCGGCAGCCGUGGGGGACGUGGCCCCGCUGAGGCACAGCAGGCUCCUGGUGGAGCAGGCGGGGGGCCUGGCGGCCGAGCGGACAUGCAGUGCUGGCCCUGGGUGCUGCGGCCGCAGGCUGAGCCAGGACCCGCCCUGGGCGGCGGAGGCCGAUGCGGGCGGCCUGGGCGCGGGCGGCGCCGCCAAGCUGCCCCACCAGAGACUCGGCUGCACCACCACUGUAUCGCCCAGCUUCCAGCAGCACUGCGUGGCCUCGCUGGCCACGAAGGCCUCCUCCCAGUAGCCACGGAGCCCUGGACCCAGAGGGCGGCGCGGGCCGCAGAGUGCAUCUGCCGGGCCAGCAGCUCCCAGCGGCGACGCUCCUACUAAGAAUUCCCAGUGAUCUGAUUCUUUGUUGUUGGUUUUUUUUUUUUUUUUAAUUUUUAACCUGAUUUCCUGAUGUCAUGAUCUAAGUAAGGGGUGGUGGAGGGGGGGGAGAUAGAAAAGGACACCAAGUGGCCCAGCCUUGGGGACGAUGCCUGGUACGUGCUGUGCAGACGUCUUCCCUGGGUUUACACUUGCUAUGUCUUCAACACUAGGUCUGAAUGUGAGGUGGGGUGUGCGUGCGCGUGUGCGGCUGCCAUGCGUGUGCAUGUGCACAUCCACGUCUGUUCGUCUCGAUGGCUGCUGUGGACCAGGCCGCGGGGACCCUGGAGGAGGGGCACUCCUGGGUCAGGCUUUUGGCGGCUGAACAGAGCGAGUGAGAGGUUCCUCCUCUCUCGCUUUUCUCCAAGCCCCUCGCACCCAGGCCUGGCCCCCUUGCUGUCACCUCCACAGCUUUGCAAGGAACGGUGCCCAAGCCCCAAGCAGGUGUACGGAUGGCUCUCCCUCUGAAGAGCCAGAGGAAGCCAGAGGCACCCCUACUGUUUCCUUGGGGGGGCUCCGUGCAGGGGGUCCGGGCUGUGGUCCUCCUGUUGUCAGCUCCCAGAAAGGAAAAAGGAACCUUCCUGGGGGCGGCUAAGAUCCCGUGUGGGCCUCUGUUCUCCACGUCCAGCUCCCUGGAGUCUGUCAGGCACUUCAACACGUGUCCCUACAGCCCUGCAAGGGGGCCUCCCUCCCUGACCAAGCCCUGCUCCCCAAGGCCCCGGAGCAGGCUGCCUAGUUGGGAGCCCCCAAGGCUGAUCCUGCCUGUGCCAAGGAUUUGUGCCGUGACUGUAGACAGAUCAUCCCAGGCGUUGCUGGGCGUCCACGUCCUCAUCUGAUGAGCCGUUGAGACCAGAGAACUCUGAAGGGCAGGCUUGGUGCCCUAGACUCUGCGGUGCAGCCUGCUUCUCCGAGAAGUUAACCCAAUGAGUCUCCCCUUGGCAUUGAGGUGAUUCAGGGCCCUCUUCCCCCAGCAGGGGGAUGGGGGGCUGCCUGUACGCUUCACAUCUUUUCACACCGCCUGUAGGCCCGCCCCACCCUUCCUGUUCUCACUUCAAGCCCCAAGCACAAAGCCAGCCAAGUGUGAGGGGGGCUGCAGCCCCGGGGGUGAGGAAACUGUCACCCCUCCUCCCUGAGAGUCACCCCAGCCUCUGAUGGCAGCGGACACCACCGGCUGAUCGUCAGCUACCACGGUGCCGGUGAGCAGACCACCCGCCCCUCUGCAGAGAAGGGGGCCAGGGAGGGGCUUUGCCAGUCCUGGGAGAAUGUGAGCCUGGAUGAAAUGCAUAGGAGCCCCCUGAGCAUGAUCUCAUGUCCUGAGACAUCCAUUCACUUUGAGAAAGUGGGAAAGGCGUCCGGGCUGUCCCGCAUGGUCCGUUGCAGACGGCCCAAGAGAAGCUGCUGACCCGGGCACCCAGAGGUACCUUCCGGCGUGAGGGUCACCCACCUUUGGGACAGGAAGGGCUGGGUGGGGGCCGCCCUCAAGCUGCACUGGGCCUAGGCUGAGAGGGCAGGUGUGGUCAGGACUGCCCGGCUACCCUGGAAAUGGAGGGCCUACCGACUAACUGCGUUUACACGACUUGAGUGUUGAACCCCUAUUAUAAUGUCUGUACAGCGCCUUUCCUAGUCCAACCCUGAGCCCCGGGGAAGCAGGAAAGCGUGGCUGGCCUCUUGCACUGCUUUGACUCCAAAAUAAACUACUGAAAUCAAACUGCAUUUCACAUGUGUUUACAGAUGCUGUUGAAAGUUCAUGUCCUUCUGGUCUCUCAAUAAAACAGCUUUACCUUCUUAAA